GGUUGUGUUGCGUGGCGCUCCGGACCCGCUGACUGCGCGCCGCCUCGUCGCUCACUCGCCUGCUCUCCCUCUCAUGCGAUACCGGGAUUUACAGUGCUGCUUCAACCUCCCACGCAUUCUUACAUGUGCGCACGCUGCUCUGUCCUUUUUGUGAUUACAUCCGUGUGUAUACACCUGGAGGAUAAUACUGUGAUAGAUUUGCCAUGAAUGGUUUGAUCAAAAACGUCUUGACAUGUUAAGAAAAUGUGAAGAACUUGUCGAGAGUGAUUCAAAUAAGUUGAAAUCUUGUGAGAUAGAAAGCUCUUCCGAGCAUCAAAUAAAUGCUGAAAACAGUUUUUGUAUGAUUAUAUGGAAAAUGUUGAUGAUUUUCCGUGAUUGACGUAAGUGAGGUUCGCAUAGUGGAAAAUGUACGGGAUAAGCACAGGUUUAUACCAACAGAAGUGAUACAUCGCACGGAUAGUCUACUAAAAGGGUGUCGUCGGGCGUCAGAAUGGCCAUGUCCCCUCAGCAGUUCUGUCUCAGGUGGAACAACCACCAAUCCAACAUCAUAUCGGUGUUCGAACAACUCCUUCAGAGCGAGUCCUUCGUGGAUGUUACGCUAGCGGUCGAGGGCAUGACGUUGAAGGCCCAUAAGGUGGUGCUCUCCGCCUGCAGCCCGUAUUUCCAGGCUGUGCUGGCGUCCCACCCGGACAAGCACCCGAUCGUGAUCCUGAAGGACGUGCGCUACACGGACAUGCGGGACCUCCUGGACUUCAUGUACCGCGGCGAAGUGAGCGUCGACCAGGACAACCUCUCCGGCUUCCUGCGCGUGGCCGAGUCGCUCCGCAUCAAGGGGCUCACGGAGGUCAACGAGAAGAAGCGCCUCGAGAACUCCUCCUCCGCCUACCUCAUGCCUCAGGCCAUGCCCGGCGCCGCGCCCCCCGGCGUGGCGCCCGGCGUCGUGCCCAUGGCCCCCCUUACGCCCCUCCCGGGUGACCCGCCGCCCCUCAAGAGGCCGCCCCUCUCGCCCUCGGCCACCUACGGCGCCAAGCGGAGACGCGGCCGCCCGCCCAAGAUCUCGGGUGAGGAGUCCGAGGGCGAGGUGGGUUCGGUCGGCGGCUCGCUGUCGGCGGCGGAGGGCGAGGACACGAGAAGCGAGGCCGAGGUCAAGGUGGAGGUCGAGGAGGCCAAAGAAUGCUCAGAGCCUGACGACCUGAGCAAAGAGGCCGACACCAAGAGUGGGGAAUCAACUCCAGGACCAUCAGGAGAGAGCCAAGGGAAAGAGGUGACGAGGUUGCCGCAAGAGGAGCAGGAGAACACCCGGGAAUCGCCAGGCUCAGGCCACGCGCCGGAGUGGACGACCCACACCUACGACUCUGACGACCAACUCGCCGUCGCCAUCCACCCGGCGAUCAAGUCCACGUCUCAGCCGCCGCCGCCGCCGCCGCCGCCCGCCACCGACAUGGACCAGCUGUACUACACCAAGAACCUUCUGGAGGCCGCCAUGCUCAAGAACCCGUACGAGGCUCUCAAAAACGACAAGCACCUGCACGGCUCGAUCCUGCUGGCGUCGCUGAGGGCGCCCCUCAAGUUCGGGCUGCACGGCGUGUACGAGAGAGAGGGCGAGAGAGAGGUGGCGGACACGUCCCCGCACUCGCCCCACACCUCCUCGCCACAGAAGCCCACGCAGUCCUCGCCCACGUCGAACUCCCCGAGCAGCGGCGGGGGCGGCAGCGGGGGCGGCAACAACAACAAGGUUUCAGUGCCUAUCAUGAGCUACUGCAUCCAGGACAACGGCUUCAAGUGCUCCAAGUGCUUCCAGACCUUCACGCACCCGUCCAACUUCCACCGGCACUACAUCACCGUGCACACGGACCGGCGCGCCCACAAGUGCCAUGUCUGCGGCAAGGAGUUCAAGCGCAAAGACAACAUGAUGUCUCACAUCCGCUCCGUGCACCGGCCCGGCAAGGAGGGCCACUCCAUCUUCAGAGAGGUGUCGUCGGUGUCGCCGAGCCUCCCGCGGGAGGUCCCGCACCUACAGGAGCAGCUAAUGCAACAGAUGCAGCAAGUUGACAAAGUCUAGAGCUUCCAAGUGACCGCCUCGGUCACGCCCGACAAUCACCAUUCCGGUGACUCCAGAGCGAGCUGGAAAUCCGCCGACCAAGUCGGCAUGGCCCGAGUGGCCGCAUCUCAUUCUCACGUGCAAUGUUAAGGUUGAUAGCCUGUAGACCCCCCGAUGACGCGGUGACAAAUCCCACACUGUGUUCUGUGAUGACUAGCAUAUCCCUUACCUGGGCGACCAGGCUCCUGCGGGCCGGCCGCGCCCCCGGGCGGGCUCCCCGAGGACGUCGGGCCAAGUAACUGUGUGUGUGUGAGGCCUUAAUGUGUGCCUUGUGCUGCCCAGGGGGGGUCCCUGGUCGCCACCCUGGGGCCCCCUCUGCUACGCUAGAUGAACCUGCUGUGUUAGUUUUCAAGUUUACCGGUUGUAUUAUGUUAGUGAUUAUAAGAAUUCUUUAGAGAAGUGCAAUAUAGUGCAUUAUAGAUUAUUUAUAGACAAUUUCACGUUACUUAAGCAUGACAUUAUAUUUAAGAGGUACUUUAUAAAGGUGUCCCGCUGCCCAAAGGCAGUGAUCACGCGUGUGCGCGCGCGUGCGCCGAGGCUGGUCACCGCGUCAAGCCUUCACUGCCAAGACUCGUGGAAACGCCGCUCCUUGCUCGCGAAGCCGAUCCUUCCGCGGCGCCGAGGCUCGCGUCGGAGGCGCCGCCGAGCAGACUCCCGGGCCGCGUCCCGACGCAGGAGCCGCCGGGGGCGCUGGGCGGGGCGCUCCCAGAUGGGUAUUUGUACAGGGUAGCUUACAAGCACACUCAAAAGUAGGAAUAUAGA
Messenger RNA from Penaeus vannamei (Pacific white shrimp), 2863 nucleotides. Its product is annotated as protein tramtrack, alpha isoform. NCBI's taxonomy places the organism in Eukaryota, Metazoa, Arthropoda, Malacostraca, Decapoda, Penaeidae. Gene Ontology annotation, cellular component: nucleus. The record is from RefSeq and is a predicted model, not a curated record. Gene Ontology annotation, biological process: regulation of transcription by RNA polymerase II. Gene Ontology annotation, molecular function: protein binding.